Cotesia congregata is the source of this 807-nucleotide messenger RNA. The record is from the annotation of a GenBank genome assembly. NCBI's taxonomy places the organism in Eukaryota, Metazoa, Arthropoda, Insecta, Hymenoptera, Braconidae.
CUCCAUACUGGAGUUAAUUUCAGGAUACCUGGUUCAGAUCAACUUCAAUUAGUUAAAGCAAGUCUUAUUUGUGGAACGUGUGAUGCUUUGGCCAGAUCAGACUUUUUAUGUCAUAGUAGAUUUAAUGGUAAUUACGGCUGUUCAAGAUGUCUCAGCAAAGGAUAUACCAUAAGAGAAGAUGGUGUAUUCGGAAACACCCAUAUAUAUCAUUUUGAAGGGAUAUUGAUUGCAAGAGAUAUUGCAAACUAUGACAAUUAUGUUUUGGCAGCUAAAAAAAGUAAAUCAGCAGUGUUUGGUGUCAAAUGUUCAUCAAUUCUUAAUAAAAUAAUGCCUGACAUGAUCCGUGGUACUUCGAUAGAUAUAAUGCAUUGUGUUUAUUUAGAUGUAACUAAACUUCUAGCAAAACUAUGGUUUGAUAGUAGUUAUCGUCAUAAACCGUGGCCGUUAUAUGCCCAUCGAGAUAUAAUUGAUGAACGACUCAAAAAAAUCAAGCCACCAAGUUUCGUGAAGAGAAUGCCGCGGGAUUUAACAACUCAUUCCAAUCACUGGAAGGCUAGUGAGUGGAAAAAUUUUUUAUUUUUCUAUUCACUUCCGUUGUUAGAGGACCUAAUGGGUAAAGAUUAUCUAAAACAUUAUGUCCAGUUAGUCUCAGGAAUUUACAUUUUAAACCAAAAAUCUAUAUCUCCAGAGAGUAUCAAUCUCAGUGAGGAGCUAUUGACAGCAUUCGUGGCUAAAUUUCAGUCUCUGUACGACGUACAGAUUACAACUUUUAAUUUACAAUUAAUUCUAAAAAUAAGUGCUCAGUAA